AUGUCGCGUGCUAUUAUGAACCCUCUUCGAACAUCUUCAAGGGUUGCUUGGUCGGCACCGCGGUCUCUCAGCUCGCGGCUACUGCCGAUACCACGAGUACUGCUACCUGCCUCUCAGGUCAGAUGGAGCUCACACUCCCCCAUGGGCGCUGCGCCUGCGACUAUCCGCAAGCCUGUCACCAUCAACACGCUCCAGAGUCUGUACCGGAAAAACGAACCCAUAACUAUGAUAACGGCGCACGACUUUCCGAGUGCCCACGUUGCCGACCAUGCGGGGAUGGAUAUAAUACUUGUCGGAGAUAGUCUAGCUAUGGUCGCGCUUGGUAUGGAGGAUACAAGCGAAGUGUUGAUGGAGGAGAUGCUACUGCACUGCAAGUCCGUAGCACGGGCAACGAAGGGAGCCUUUACGGUUGGAGACCUACCAAUGGGCAGCUAUGAAAUCUCCCCCGAACAAGCCCUAGCGUCAGCUAUCCGCAUGAUCAAAGUAGGUCGCGUCAAGUCUGUCAAGCUUGAAGGUGGAAAGGAAAUGGCACCGACAAUAGCCAAGAUCACAGAAGCUGGAAUCCCCGUACUGGCUCACGUGGGUCUGACGCCACAGAGGCAGAAUGCGCUCGGUGGCUUCCGCGUACAGGGUAAGAGCACUGCCUCGGCAGUGAAAUUACUCGAAGACGCGCUUGCGGUGCAAGAAGCUGGCGCCUUCGCUGUGGUCGUAGAGGCCGUGCCUGCUGAGAUUGCGGCAAUUGUAACCAAGCAGCUUAGUAUCCCUACAAUAGGUAUCGGCGCCGGCAACAGCUGCUCUGGUCAAGUGCUCGUCCAGGUUGACAUGCUUGGAAACUUUCCGCCAGGUCGUUUCCUCCCCAAAUUCGUCAAGCAAUAUGGCAAUGUUUGGAGCGAAGCCAUCAGGGCGAUCUCGCAGUACAAGACCGAAGUGAAGAGCCGAGAAUAUCCUGCACCGGAGCACACGUACCCGAUGUCGAAGGAGGUACUUACGGAGUUCGAGGCUCUGAUCGAAGAGAAGCGGGAGACACGAUAG
Molecule: messenger RNA, 1032 nt
Organism: Cucurbitaria berberidis CBS 394.84
Lineage: Eukaryota; Fungi; Ascomycota; Dothideomycetes; Pleosporales; Cucurbitariaceae
Exons: 2
Coding region: 1-1032 (343 amino acids)
Biological process (GO): pantothenate biosynthetic process
Cellular component (GO): mitochondrion
Molecular function (GO): magnesium ion binding; 3-methyl-2-oxobutanoate hydroxymethyltransferase activity
Source: RefSeq, a predicted model, not a curated record